AAGAGAAGAAACGGACAGCACACCCAACCCGCCCGCCCGCCAGCUAGCCAGUCUGGAAGGGAAAGCCUUGAAGUCGGGUAUGUGCUGGUGCUGCACUGCUGCUGAUGGUGGACGUAGAACCAGCACCAGUGGUUGGGGAAUACGACGCUUUCCGUCCCCGAUCGCCUGCUUUCCCUUCAUCCCGUUCGCCUGCUCGGGCUCAGUUUGGAGGUGGUGCUAAUCUUCAUCUGUGUGUCUGAGCAGGACAUACUCACGUCAAGCUUCCGAACAUUCGCGGCCACGGUCUCGGAUCCUCGAGUAUGGCGAUCCGACGGUGGGCCGGCAGUUGCAUGGAGUGUUGGAAGGCAGGAUCGGACCCAACAUUGACGACGCUCUUCGGUGCUCGAUCUCGAGGGAAUAAUUCUGAGAGUUGGUGGACGAUCGGAAAUACUAGAAUACAGAGUGGGCCUCGACGUCCAGGCCCAGUGCGGAAUUCGGUCGAGCUCGUGUAGUAGUACUACUGCCGGACGAGUGACCGUUGUUUCCAAUUGUGGCUCGCCCCUGCUCUAUAUUCCUCAUCUACCGGGAUAAACGAUCCUCUGCUGUCGUGUAGGGGGCGCCGACCGCAGCUGCUGCUGGGCCAGUGAAAAUUUGAGAAUGGUGGGGUCCUUGUGCUGCAGGAGACGACGAACGGAAAGGAGGAGGCUAGUGAGCGAGUGAGGGAGAGGGUGUGUGUUUUUGUGUGUGCGCGAGAGAGAGAGAGAGAGAGUGUGAGUGAGAGUGAGUGAGUGAUGGACAGUGCUAAAGGCAACUGCGUUUGGCCUCUAGCGAGGCGCUCGGCCCUCAGUCAAUAAUAAUGACUCGCUCCGGGUAUUCAGGUCGCUCAGGAAGAGAGGAGUCAGAGGAGUGGACACUGGGAGGUCGGUCAGCGUGACUUCUGAGCUGCUCGGACACUACUUGUAAUGCUCAGAGCUCUUCCUCGUCAAGAGAUGGGGAGCAUUAGCAUUCGGUAGAGCUCUGGUCCUCAGAGCCAGUCUGACUGAAUCAGACAUCGAGGGAUUGCUCUCAGGUGGUAGCAGUGGCAGUGGCAGAGGCAGCGGCAGUAUCAGACUCAGUUUCAGUCAGGAACCGCGGACCUGGCCGACUCCAGUGGAGCAGCAGGAUGGCCAGAAUGGCUCAGUUUCUGACGCUGCUAUGUGCUUUCUCAGUCGUGGUUUCAUCCGCGGGCGCGAUUGGAAUCAACUAUGGGCAAGUCGCCAGUGAUCUGCCGGCUCCAGCGACGGUGCUGGCGCUGGUGAAAACGACGACCAUAAACAAAAUCAAGCUCUACAACGCCGACCCGGCCACCCUGAACGCAUUCGCAGGGUCCGGAAUCGACUUCAUCAUCGGCGCUGGCAACGAUCAGAUCACGCCCCUGGCCUCGGAUCCAGCCAUCGCCGUCCAGUGGGUGAAUGCGAACAUCGUCGCGUACCCGCAGACCUCCAUCGUCGCCGUCUGCCUGGGCAACGAGGUGCUGUCAUACGCCCCGGAGCUCGACGGGCUCCUGCUGCCUGCGCUGAAGAACUUGCACGCCGCCCUCGUCGCUGUGAAUCUGAGCGACAAGGUCAAGCUGUCGACGCCGCACUCUCUGGCCAUUCUCGCCAAAUCCUUCCCGCCGUCGCUCGGCACCUUCCACAUUCGCCAUGCGGAGGUCAUCACUCCCAUGCUCUCGUUCCUGGCCGAGACGGGGUCCCCAUUCAUGAUCAAUGCGUACCCAUACUUCGCCUAUGGCGCCAAUCCGAAGAACAUCUCGCUCGACUACGUUCUGUUCCAGCCCACGGCCAUUCCCGUCAAGGACAAGACGGCCAACCUCAUGUACUCCAACAUGCUCGAUGCGCAGAUCGACGCCAUUUACGCAGCGCUCGGGCGAAGCGGGUACACCAACAUUUCGGUGAUGGUGACGGAGACCGGAUGGCCCUCGGCUGGAGAGCCCGACGAGGUCGGCGCCACCAUCGCCAACGCGCAGUUGUACAACAGCGGACUGAUCAAGCACAUCGACUCCGGAUUGGGGACCCCGGCCCGGCCCAAUGUCACAGUGGAGACGUACAUCUUCGCCCUCUACAACGAGAAUCUGAAGCCUGGGCCGGCAUCCGAGCGCAAUUUCGGGCUCUUCCUGUCGAGCGGCGCUGCGGUUUACAGCUCGGGAUUGAAUACAGUUCCCAGCACCACGCCGCCUCCGUCUCCGCCCCCAGCCACAGGCCUGCCGCCGAUGAUCCCCGUCUCGCCGCCUCCACCAGUGGUCCCCGGUGUGCCCCCGACGGUGCCUGCAAUUCCUCCGCCAGUGACUCCCACUCCCGGCGGAUCGCCGCCCGUGCCGAUUCCUCCCCCGACGACUCCCGGCAUCCCCGUGGUGGCUUCGUGGUGCGUGGCCAAGGAGACGGCGGAUCCCGCAGCUCUGCAGGUCGGGAUCGAUUUCGCCUGCAGCGAGGGCCAGGCCAACUGUGGCCCCAUCCAAGCUGGCCAGGCCUGCUUCGAUCCCAACACUCUCGUCAACCACGCCUCGUUCGCCUACAACAGCUACUACCAAAUCAACAAUCGCAACUACUGGAAUUGCUUCUUCAACGACACCGGAAGGAUCGUCACGGUGGAUCCGAGUUUCGGGACAUGUACGUAUCCCUUGGGCGCGUAAGUCAGGAGAGGGAGGGAAGGAAUCCGAGAGGAUCUGCAAGCAAAUGUGAGGGAAAAGGAAGGGAGGGGGAGGGAGAGGGAGAGGGAGGGAAGGGAAGAAUCGAUGGAUCAAGGUUUUCUUGCUUGUCGUCGACGUAGACGUAUUGGUUUGUAUUGAGUUGCUUCUAUUUUUUCGAGUACUUUUUCUUUCUCUGCGGGAAGUCACAAGUCAGUCGUCAGUUUUCGACGAAAGUAGUUGUGGGGCACUAGCUCUCUGUCUGUCUAGAGUUUCAAGUUCAUUCGCCAACAUAUAUGAGCACUGUCCUCGUGGAUUGUGUCUGAGCCACCUAUUGUACUUUUACCGACGGGUACCUCACGUACCCUCUUACAAUACAUACGCAAAAAACCGUUGUGCAAAUCUACACAUGCCCCUCUCUCUCUCUCUGCUCUGACAUUGUGUUGAAUUUGCACAUAGUAUCUCCGCGUUUGUUCGCCUGAGAUUCCUUCUCGCAUGCACCGGUCGCUGCUGAUGCAAUGCCGAGGAAUUGUGGAAGCAUUUUGUACAGCAAGUCAUCGGCAUUCAUGGGUGAAAUUCGUCCGUUCAGAUCUUCAGGUAAAUUUUAGACUGGGGAUAGAUUCCACGAAUCUUUGGGAUAUCGUUUCUCGACAAACGAUAAGCUGCGUCUUCUGCUGGGCUGUGCUCGGCUCAGCUCAGCUCAGCAGAUCACAAGUGCAUCAGUGCAUCGUACUGUUCUGUACAAAAGCUGCAGCAGCAGGUACAGGGGGCGCUGUGGCUGGUCCUCAAUGGCGAGCGAGCGCCUGAGCCUGAGCCUGACCUGACCUGACCUGAACGACUGCUAAUCUCCUGACCAGCUGUCCGGGGCUACAACACGCCGGCAUCUUGCAGCAUGCCAACUGUGGCGUGGCCCACUUGCAGUUUCCCCUCUUCUUCUCUCGCAGAAUCUCGACUCCCCCCUGUCUGUUGUAUGGUUGUAUGGAUCGGGCGUCGCCUUGCUCCGAGGCCAGCAGCGAAUGGGGCCGGCCAAUCUGCAUUCGGGGCAGCAGGAAAAGCGUCAAAAAAGAGGAGCGAGGAGCACCGAAGGCUCUCCAUCGCAUCGCAUGCACGGAAGUCGAGACACCUCUUUCCGCCCGUUGUCGUUUCUUCAACGAACACGGUCGAGUGAAUGAGUGAGUGAGUGAGUAGUACACACGAGCUUCGAAAGUUGGUCAUGCAGC
Messenger RNA from Marchantia polymorpha subsp. ruderalis, 3861 nucleotides. The record is from the annotation of a GenBank genome assembly. NCBI's taxonomy places the organism in Eukaryota, Viridiplantae, Streptophyta, Marchantiopsida, Marchantiales, Marchantiaceae.